AUGGAUGCCACCGAUGAUGUGACUGAUGACUUGCUUAGUUUCCCAGGUUUCAUCAGGCGUAAUUUAUUGUUGAUGCGUGAGUUGGAUGUGAAGUUCGUUUCACUUUUGAACGAUGCUAAAAAUCGAGAGAACGAUCUUCUUUCUACGUUUUCAGAUAGUCCACCUGAAGCUGCUACUGUAGCCGAACCUAAGUCAGAGCCCUCAACAGCUCCGGUUCGUCGUCAGGGUUCGGACGCCGAUAAGAGUUCUGGUCCAGCAAAAGGCCGUUCGAAACAGAAGCAAUCUGCAGAUCCUAAGGCUAAGAGCUCUGCUGCUGAUAAUAAGCGUCAAUGUCGUGGCGGUGGAGCUAGUGCUAGUGCAUCUAACGCAACUACACCUUCUCCUCCACCUGAUAAUGAUAGUGUCUCCUCGAAUGCUGGUUCUCCCAUUGUGAAUGCUACAACUCAGCAGGAGAUCGAAGCCAUACAGAGCCUUCGUAUGGAAGCUAUGUAUCUGAUGCAGGAGAAGUUGGCUAUCAACGAUCAGGUGGCGUGUAUGCUUAAGCAUGAGUAUGAGAACCUUAAGGUUCUCUUUGACAAUAUGUACCGUGAGAUGGAGACUACGGGUCAGAUGACAGAGAAAUUACGUAUGUCAUUUACUGUAAACAAAGCUAAACCGGCUAAAUCAAUUGAAGCUGUAUUAUCUACUACAGAGCAUGAGAUUUUGGGUGUGAGUGAGUCGUCUGGUGCUGCUACUCGUCAAGAAUCCUCUGAAUCCAAAACUCCUGCGACUAAAACUGGUGACUCACACAGCAAUGCUGCUAGUUCAUUGAAAGAUGAACCUUCUGAUUCAGUCGACUCUUCGAAGACCUGA
Babesia sp. Xinjiang is the source of this 852-nucleotide messenger RNA. RefSeq lists its product as uncharacterized. Bases 1 to 852 code for a protein of 283 amino acids. NCBI's taxonomy places the organism in Eukaryota, Apicomplexa, Aconoidasida, Piroplasmida, Babesiidae. The transcript has a single exon. The record is from RefSeq and is a predicted model, not a curated record.